Pogonomyrmex barbatus (red harvester ant) is the source of this 4561-nucleotide messenger RNA. RefSeq names its product protein PALS1. The record is from RefSeq and is a predicted model, not a curated record. Lineage: Eukaryota; Metazoa; Arthropoda; Insecta; Hymenoptera; Formicidae. Gene Ontology annotation, molecular function: protein binding.
UCCAGUCGUGAAUCAAAUAUGAUUAAAACCAUUUUUUGGUUGUUGUUCCAGAUAAAUGACGCGGUAGCGUCUACAAGCGAAGACUCCGCUCCGAAAGACGAAUCGAAUGGCCAAAUUACGGUCACUUUAGCGGAUAAGGAAUUGGGGACGAAUGCUUUUUCCACCAAACUUAGCAACGGUACGAUUCCCAAGGGAUUAGGAAAAGAGGCGGACAUCCGAGUGGAAAACAUCUCGCAGCAGCGAAAAGACGAUUUGGAAAAGCAACAUAGUUACGAAGAGGCGAAUCUCUUGCAACCGGUACAGAGCGGAAGAAUCGGGGAACGUCGCGCGAGCAGCCCUUUCCAAAAUGGUCGGACAGAAGUGUUGAUUGGCGAACCGGAGGGCGGCCCGAGGUCGCCGCGGGGAUCGACAUCUUCAGCGGUGAACGAUGCUAAUUUCCUGAAUCCACCGGACGAGCGAGACGAACCAAUUUGCAGGUCCCGAAGGCGUAGCGGUAGUGGCGUGACGGACAUACACUCUCAGCAACAGCAACAGCAACUGCAGUUGCAAGAGAACAACAACAGCAGCUCGCGCGACGCGAAGAAGCCGCAGGAGGGACUGGGGCCCGAUGAGAUGUGGGCCCCUGGCGCCCUGGGCCAUCACCGGGAGUUACCUGUUGAUGUGCCCGACACCCUCCUACAGAAGGCCUAUCCCAACAAGGCCAGUCUCAACGGGGUCAAGCCUGCCAUCCCGCCCCGCGAUCAGAAGAAGGCACCUGCCAGACCGCCGAAAGAUAAUCUACGCUUCUCUACGCAAAACAAUAAUGUUGAGACGAGCGAUAACGCCGAACCGACGCAGCAGCAGCUCCAUUCUAUCAGGAAAUAUCAGGAGCAAUUACGGAAACGAAAGGAUGAGGAGGAGAGACAAGAAAUGCUCAGCCAUUCUCUCCGUGGUUCUAAAAAGCUCCAAGCUUUGGAGAGCCACGCGACGAGCCUCAGCGGCCAGGAAAAUCUUGCUUACGCACAGGACGAGGUGACCACCGGCGUCAGCCGAGUCACGCACGCCACUUCUAAUGCGCUCCAAGAAGUGGAUGAACCUCCCAGACCCCUCACAUACGGCGAGGUCGUUGCUACGCUGGAGAGGCUGCAGCUACAGCUGCGGAAUAUUUCAGGUGCUCUUGGUAUUUCGGGUUCAGGUGUCGAAGCCGAGCUCGAGGCAGUCCGGACACUUCUGGUGCAGAAUCGAUUUGCGUCCGCCUUGGCAACUCGUCACGCUUUAAAAAAUCGACUGAGGGCGAGCAAGAUUUUCAAACAUCAUGUCGAGGACGCAUCGAGUCUAGCGCGAGAUUGCGUCGAUAUCCUAGAAAAAUGGCAAUCAUCGUCAACUGCAACAGGUGUUGGCGGAGCAGAAACAAUAGCCGCUGUGGAGGAAUUAACGAGUAUUCUAACAAGUUACGACAUGGAAGCUCUGCUUCUGGCGCAUGACUCCAUCGUUUCGUAUGUGGAAGGCUUACAAAGGAAGCAGAGCCCAUCGUCCUCGCCACCCAGCGGCCCGCCUAGUCCGACGUCUAGCUGGAAAGAUUCCCGAGUAGUUGACAACAUUAAAAUCAUUCGAAUUGAAAAGACUAACGAACCUCUGGGUGCUACCGUUAGGAACGAGGGAGAUGCAGUAAUCAUAGGACGUGUCGUACGCGGUGGUGCGGCGGAUAAGUCGGGACUUCUGCACGAGGGCGACGAAGUUCUCGAAGUGAAUGGAGUGGAAAUGCGCGGUAAGACCGUCAAUGAGGUCUGCGACAUUCUCGCUGGUAUGCAGGGUAGUCUCACGUUCUUGGUACUUCCGGCUCCGACAAGCCACAGAAAUAAUUUAAGGAGAGAAGACACGACACAGAUACAUAUACGAGCGCAUUUCGAUUACGAUCCUGAGGAAGACCCAUACAUACCGUGCCGAGAGUUGGGCAUGAGUUUUCAAAAGGGUGAUAUACUCCACGUAAUUUCCCAAGAGGAUCCUAACUGGUGGCAAGCGUAUCGAGAAGGCGAGGAGGACCAGACUCUGGCUGGUCUGAUACCGAGUCGAGCGUUUCAACAUCAGCGAGAAUCCAUGAAACAGACGAUAGCUGGCGACAAGUCGACGGUGCGAGGUUCGAAAAAGUCCAGCACGUUACUAUGCGCGAGAAAAAAUCCAAAGAAGAAAAAACGAAACAAGUUCGGUGCAAAUUUCAACGAUGAUGGGUAUCCACUUUAUGCGACAACUGCCAUAGACGAUUAUGACAGCGAGGAAGUGCUAACCUACGAAGAAGUCGCCUUAUAUUAUCCUCGUGCAAAUCACAAAAGGCCAAUUGUACUCAUCGGACCACCUAAUAUUGGACGACACGAACUCAGACAAAGAUUGAUGCAAGAUAGCGAACGUUUCGCCGCGGCAAUUCCUCAUACAAGUCGUCCGAAAAAGGGUUCUGAGGUCGAUGGCCAGGACUACCACUUUAUUUCUCGUGCUCAGUUCGAAUCCGAUAUUCUCUGUCGGAAGUUUGUCGAGCACGGCGAGUACGAAAAAGCAUACUAUGGCACGUCUGUAGAGGCCAUCAGAACAGUGGUUAAUUCCGGGAAAAUCUGUGUGUUAAACCUGCAUCCUCAGAGCCUCAAGAUCCUGCGAAAUUCGGAUCUAAAGCCAUACGUUGUAUUUAUCGCACCUCCGAGCCUUGAGAAGCUGAAGCAGAAGAGGAUUAAGAACAACGAGAGUUUUAAGGAAGAGGAAUUGAAGGAUAUAAUCGAGAAAGCGCGUGAGAUGGAGGAUAAGUAUAGCCACCUGUUCGACAUGCUUAUCCUCAAUAACGAUACAGAUCGGGCGUAUAAUCAGCUUCUCACGGAGAUCAAUUCGCUCGAGAGGGAACCUCAGUGGGUGCCUGCGUCUUGGGUUCAGUAAUUAAGUUCAGUUUUAAUCGCUGCGCUUAGGACGAGCGUUUUUACAUGUGUCUCAACGAUGGGGACGGCGAUCGGAGGCCAGUAUUGCGGUAACUGUUUGCAAGAGAAAUUCGCUUUCACGCGAUUUUCCAAGCUUUGAAGAAAGUCUGAUAGAAAUUCGGAGAGAACUGAUUCUUCUACAGGUGCCUGUUACAUAGUUUUAUGUUUCUUACGCAAAUCAUAAAUCUUCCCCGGUUACUGUAUUGCAAAUACUACCCGCCUGACAGAGUCUUCCGCGUGUGUUGUCGUACUUUGGUGCCAUGAAAAUGAUGGAGAAUUAUCAGAAGCGAUCUUUAAGGAAGAAGAAAGAAAAGGAAAAUGAGAGAAAGAAAAAGAAUGAAUAUCCUGCUAAAAUUUCUCACAUCUGCGAUGGACUAUUCCUCGACGUAGAUUUUUGCGUUUGGUAUAGAAGGAGAAAAAGUAUACGGUGUUUAUAUAUCAUCGUCAUAGUAACAGCGAAAGCGUUUUCAAGGCUCGAUUGCAUCAACGAUGUCUUAAAUUUAAGUGAAUAUAGAAUCAAAUUGCGCGACGAUAAUCGGCCGAAUUUUUAAAUUUAAGUUACGCUUGAAUUUCAAACAGAGUUGCUGCAGUCUAGCCUAAUUUUGGUGUCCCGAGAUAAUCACGACUGAAAUACAUUCGUAACGUCGAGAGUUUCUGAGAUAUUUGCGGUUAUAUUCUCAUGACUGACGAACGAUUAAAUUAUUGUAUAGAUGCGCAAAUGUAUAAAAGUAUUAUCUUCUCGGUGCGCCAACGCACAUCUGCCGAGCGUUUUGCUCUUUCUAUAUAUUAGCCCGUUCUACGUGAGGAAAUGUACCUGAUCUGAUGUCUCCUAAGAGUGAAAAAUUUCUAACAGAGGCACGUGAGAACACCAUGCGAUUUUCUAUGAUCGCGCAUAUACGUUUUGAUAAAUUUUGAUAAGUGGAGCUUCCAGCCAGUCUUUUUUAAAAGACUCCCAUUCGACAUAGCACGUAUGAAUGUAUUAACGUAAUUGCACAUUACGAAAUCCGCAUGAUAUAAUUAAUUAAUUCUCUUUACCGCGAAUAAGUCAUACAUCACGUGACACGCGCGCGCGCGCCACACACACACACACACACACACACACACACACACACACACACACACACACACACAACAAUAUCUUCGCACAUGAUCAUAGAGAGUCGCAGUUUUUUUCACAUUGAAAUUUCAGUUAGAGAUUUUCGAUUCCGCUAUUCUAACCAAGUGAAAGCUAUUAUUGUAAAGAGAGAAAGAGGAAUUUCAAAAUGACGAUCCCACAAACAUAACGAUUCUGCCUGCUGUUUCUUCGAAUGCAAGAGGAAACGUCUGCAAUCUUGAAGAAGGCGAAAACUCGCUAAUGCGUUUUACCAGUUCGCCCUAGACAAUUUCGUGUUUGUUUAGAAAGCGUCGAACUCAUGUUUCGAACCUGUAGAUUCGCAAUAGGCUUAGGCUCAACUGUUCGGUAUACAAGCUUUCGGAAAUUUCGCAUAAAACUAUUGUUUCUCCUGAGUGUUUUUUUUACAGGAAGCUAUUAUUAUGCUAUACGAUCGAAUAAGGUAAAAGGUGUUUAUCUGUGUCAUUGUACCGCUACGAAUAAGGAUCGAUGCGAAAUAGAAAAAAAGGAUGUAGUA